This is a messenger RNA of Elgaria multicarinata webbii, 1568 nucleotides long. It is a transcript of the gene ABRA, whose product is annotated as actin binding Rho activating protein. The coding region runs from base 59 to 1252 and encodes 397 amino acids. Gene Ontology annotation, molecular function: actin binding. Gene Ontology annotation, biological process: positive regulation of transcription by RNA polymerase II; positive regulation of Rho protein signal transduction. Gene Ontology annotation, cellular component: sarcomere. NCBI's taxonomy places the organism in Eukaryota, Metazoa, Chordata, Lepidosauria, Squamata, Anguidae. The record is from RefSeq and is a predicted model, not a curated record. The transcript has 2 exons.
GACAGUCUUAACUAAGUGGUAAUAACACAAAGGUACGUGGUGAGGCACAGUGAACAAGAUGCCUCCAGAAGACCACCAGGAGACCACACCGGCCAAAAGGGCCAUCAAAAAGAUCCGAACGGCUAGCCUUGUCAUCAGCUUGGCACGAGGUUGGCAGCAGUGGGCAUCUGAACACAAUACCAAGCAGGCCCAGGAGCCCAGUGGAUGGAUGCCCAGUGAGGAGAACCUACCAAGCAUUCCCUCGAGAGAGAGGAUAUUUCCCAACCAAACUGCUCCCUCCAAGAAAGACCAAUCGAUGGAUGGUGCACCAUUCCCAUCCGAAGAUCAGGUGCCAAAAGAAAAUGUAGAACAUAACCCCAGUGAAUCUAACGAAGCCCUCCAGAAACUUCACAUUAGAAGCAAAGAAGUGACCAAAACCAUUGUAAGUAAAAUCUAUGAAAGAGGCAGCGGGAUUAGUCUCCUCAGCGACAAAUACGAAAAAGACAAUGGGUGUACCGAGGCAGACAAGAGUAUCAAAGACCCCAGCAACAUUGAUAAACUCCUUCGGGCCAAGAUGUCCCCUACAAGAAGGAGAAAGUGCUCUAACCUGGUAACGGAGCUGACUAAGGGAUGGAAACAGAUAGAACAGGAGGAUAAAGGCCAGGAACUAGAACUAGAGAAUUAUCGCAGUGACAGCUUGGAUACUGAAGACAGUGGCUAUGGGGGAGACACAGAAGAAAGACUGGAUGCAGAUGAUGGUAGUCAAGAAAUGCAGAGUGCCAUACGGAUAAAACGGCCCUCAUCAUCACUUGCAAACAGAAACAUCAUGGCGCCUAAGAAAUAUAGCCCCAUUCACAAUCUGAGGGGAAGAUGGGAAGACUGGGCUGAUGAGCACGUGACAAUGCAAAAACUCAAUCCUUUCAGCGAGGAGUUUGAUUAUGAAAUGGCCAUGGCCACACGCCUGCGCAAAGGGGACGAAGGCUACGGUCGUCCCAAAGAAGGGACGAAAACUGCAGAAAGGGCCAAGAGAGCAGAGAAUCAUAUACAUCGGGAGAUGAAAGACAUGUGCUUUAUCAUCCGAACGAUGGCUCGGCACCGCCGCGAUGGCCAGAUCAAAGUCACUUUUGGUGAUCUCUUUGACAGAUAUGUCCGCAUUUCGGAUAAGGUUGUUGGAAUACUCAUGAGGGCCAGGAAGCAUGGCAUGUUGGACUUUGAAGGAGAAAUGUUGUGGCAAGGCCGGGAUGAUCAUGUGAUAAUAACUUUGUUGGAUUAACACGGUUCAUGGGAUAAGCCAAAGUUUAUUGAUUCCUGGUCGCUCUGUUAACUACAGAUUCAGAACAUCUACUGCAGUUUAUCAGAAAAACCAAGUGAGACAUCAAAGUUCUCCUAGAGUCUAGGACCUGGACAAUCAGACCUCCCCCCAUUACUUAAUAUAUACAUGCUAUUAUCCCUGCUCAUACAAUCCUUCAGCCAGUAGUAGAUCAGGGGCUGAAAUUACCAUAUAUUCAAAAUACAGUGAAAUUAAUAUCCAUUCCUUGAGUCAGCGAAGGUGGGUUUAUCAGUUUGAUACAUACCGUAUUUCUUCGAUU